AUGCGGAUAGCGCCUUGCCACAUUGCCAGGGUUCGCGCAGCUCAGCUUUGGACUUGGUUGCUGGCCGUGCGGCGCGCUGCUGGCAAUAGGUGCCUGAAAGCGAUGCCAUACGAUGCCCAACAGUUGCUGCUCCAGUUCCUUGCUGGCGACACCUUACCGAAGCCAUCCUGCGCAGCCCGCCUCCGUCGCGUGGCUGAGACGGCCCGGCAGGCUGCUGAAGCGAAGAUUCGCCUGGCUUUGGAUGAACUGUUGGACGACAUCAUUAUGCCACAGGCCGAAUCCGCCGCUGCCAACUGCAAGGUUGUCUGCCAGGCGGUCUUGGAUGGAGAGGCCAAAGAGGGGGCUUUGCGAAGGCUCUACAGCGCAAUGACCAAGCUGAACCGAGACCCCGCCAAGGCUCUCAAGGAUGCCUUGGAAGAACGAGGCUUCAGCAGCUGUGUUGUUUCGGAUGUCAAGCUGUGGCCCUCGCGCGUCUGCGUAAUCAUCCACUGGUGA
Messenger RNA from Symbiodinium pilosum, 495 nucleotides. The record is from the annotation of a GenBank genome assembly. Lineage: Eukaryota; Dinophyceae; Suessiales; Symbiodiniaceae.